Molecule: messenger RNA, 513 nt
Organism: Rhodotorula toruloides NP11
Lineage: Eukaryota; Fungi; Basidiomycota; Microbotryomycetes; Sporidiobolales; Sporidiobolaceae
Exons: 3
Coding region: 1-513 (170 amino acids)
Source: RefSeq, a predicted model, not a curated record
AUGCCGUGCCCGCCCGCGUUCGCCCUUCGUGACCAAGAGGACGACCGGGACUCACCCAGCGGCCCGUUUGUACUCGAGAAAGGCCUCUUCGACCUUGCGCGGGUCUUUGCUCAGGCGUCGCCUGUUCAGGCGGACGAGGCGACGUCGCUGUUUGAGCAGAUUCGGCAGUACCUCGAGGACUGCAAGGCGUCGAUCGACGGCUUGAAGGCGGACAAGGCCUCUCUGGAGGCCGAGUCGCAGGCGGCGGCGACGAAGGCCGCGGCAGCAGACGCAGAUGCGCAGGCGAAGGAGCGCGCGCUCGUCGGACGCGAGCAGGAGCUCGACGAGAGUCGCGAUUGCUGCGCUCGUCUCGAGGGCCUCGUCUCCCGCCUGAACGGUCUCGUGCAAGGCCUCGCUGGCGACGUCGCCAAGGAAGUCGGCGAAUUCGACCUUCCGACUCUGCGCAUUGCCUCUGCUGCUGCUCCUGCGGCGUCGCCCACCGGUGCCGGCGCGGACACCGUCGCGUUGGCAUAG